AUGGGCAAUAAACCUUCAAUUGAACAGCGCAAUUCCCGCGCAGGAAAUGUGCAGACGCGUCUUGCACCCAACUCCACAAGACGCACAAACGACAGUAUUGGCAGCAGACCAUCACAACCUUCUGCCACCGAACGACGAGCAGGUCCGCAACGGCAGGAAGAGCGGCCUCCUCCAUCGCCAUCCAGCUCGACAGCUUCAACCCCUACUGAAGAUCAAAUUAUAUCUAACUGGAAGCUUUUCAAUGAUCUUGAAAAUCGCGAAGAAGCUGAAGCGUUGGAGCUAUCGUCUUUUCUAGAUGCGCUUGUACAUCAUAUUCCUGGACUAGACGAUGGCAAGCAAAAACUUUCAAAGGCUUACGCGGUGUCUAAGCAAGAAAUGGGGAAUAUUGACAUUGCCGACAUGUAUGUGCAAGGUGAUGAUCUCAAUGGAGUCAUUACCUUAAAAUAUGUAGAAGAUCUUAUUGACUCAUGUCGCAAUGGGCGUAAAAUCCCUCGAAAUGUCGUUAUUCGUGUCAUCAACGAAGCGACGGCGCUAUUUCGAAAGUCUCCGACCAUGGUGGAGUACCAUAUAGCACCUGCACACCAUAUUACCAUCAUUGGUGACUUACACGGUCAAUUAGAUGAUUUAUUGCUGAUUCUUCGUGAAAACGGAAUGCCGUCGGAGAAGAAUCCAUAUUUAUUUAACGGCGAUUUUGUUGAUCGUGGUGACCGUGGCAUCGAAAUUGCCAUUAUCAUCUACAUGUUCAAGCUGCUAUACCCCAAGCACGUUUUGAUGAAUCGUGGCAACCAUGAAGAAAACUCUAUCACGCAAGUGUUUGGCUUCAUGAGAGAGUGCGAAGUCAAGUAUGAUCGAUACGUGUACGACCUCUUCUGUGAGAGUUUUCGGUACCUUCCUCUUGCUACGCUUCUUGACGAUCGUGUUCUUGUGGUUCAUGGUGGUAUUCCUCGUGACAAUAUGUACGUCAAGGAACUUAAUGGUCUUGAUCGUGCCGGUUAUGAUCUCACACGAUUUCGUACAAAGCCCAAGAACCGCAAGGAUCGAGAAUCUUUCCGUAAGAUGCAAAUGAUUCGCGACUUGCUCUGGAGCGACCCGAAGGCUACAAAAGGUUAUGAUGAAAACAAACGUGGGGCUGGUACAAUGUAUGGCCCUGACAUUGUACAGAAGUUUAUGAGCAAGAAUAAAUUAGCUCUGAUUGUUCGCUCUCACGAGUGCGUUCCACGAGGUUUUGAUUGGCCGUACCAAGAGAAGGGCAUGUUGGUUACGCUAUUUUCAGCGUCCAAUUAUUGUGGUAAGGCCAAUAACUUGGGCUGCUUUAUGCGACUCCCUUCUGGCAAAGAAAAACCUGCUUUCUUUCAGUAUAUGGCGAGUGCUGAGAGUCGCGAUAUGGCUGUGUCAAAUUUAGAUGCACUCUUUUCGCUAAUCGUACAAUACCGGGCUGAUUUACUCGCUGAAUUCGAACACUAUGAUCAAACGAAAUUGGGAAAACUCACGGUCCAGACUUGGAGUACAAUUAUGGAGGAUGUAUUGGACUUAUCUUUGGACUGGAACGCCCUUCAACCCUUGUUAACUGCUUUAGAUGAGGACGGUCUUGUUCCUUAUAUUAAGUUUCUGGACCGCUACAAUGCUGAAGGAGCUCUAAAACGUUCGGAAAGCGAAGAAAACGAUGACCCAGAGCGGGAAAAGCAGCGCAGUGCCUUUAAUUCAUUGUAUCGUCAUCGAUCGCGACUUGAAGCUCUCUUUCGCGUACUCGACAGAGAUGGUAAUGGUACUAUUUCUGUUGAUGAACUGGAGAAUGGAAUUAAGUUGUUGAAUCAACACUUACCUCCUGGAACAAAACCUUUCAGUACGAAUGGCUUGGAUUACAUGCGUAUGUUGGAUUUUAGCCACGACAACGAGAUUAAUAUUAACGAGUUCAUGGAAGGAUUUCGUAUUAAUGCAAAGCUCACUGUUCACGCCAAGUGGAAACGCGCUCGAAAGAAAAUUAAAGCGCUUAGUGCCAUCGGUGCGCUGCGUAGUUUGGCAUUGCCAAGUUCUGCGACAGCCGCAGCAUCGGGUCUCUCAAGUGUCCCACUGACAGUUGAUGUACAUGACGAAGGAGCUGAGAGUGCAAUAGAAUCCCCUGUGUCAGAUCCAGAACUUAUGACGGUUCCAAGUGCGUCUGCGCCUCCUAAAUUUACCACUCAUGGCAGUGUGCAGAUUAUUGCUCCCCCUGCUGCUGCUUUGAAGCUGGACGCGGUAGAAUUAGAUCUUAACGAGAAAAAAUGCGCGUCGUGA
Messenger RNA from Plasmopara halstedii, 2274 nucleotides. Its product is annotated as calcineurin-like phosphoesterase. The coding region runs from base 1 to 2274 and encodes 757 amino acids. Gene Ontology annotation, cellular component: cytosol; nucleus. The transcript has 4 exons. NCBI's taxonomy places the organism in Eukaryota, Oomycota, Peronosporomycetes, Peronosporales, Peronosporaceae. Gene Ontology annotation, molecular function: calcium ion binding; protein serine/threonine phosphatase activity. The record is from RefSeq and is a predicted model, not a curated record.